UGAGGAAUAUUAGCAUGCUAGCUUUCUUAUGUUGUAGGAAGGAAAAGUUAAGACAACAACACAACAACGUUAGCAUCAUACGAAGCUAGCCACUAUCUCACGGAGGAGAUCAGCAUUUAGUAAAAGACUGGCUUACUGCGAGAAAUGUUUGGCGAUCGAUUAGAAAUGCUUUGGAGAUAGACCAGUCGAUUGCGAUCGACCYGUUGGUGACCAAUGGAGGAAAGGAAUGCAGUACUGAGACAGAAGACACUGGACAACUCCAGGAUGGCAUCAGACACUGCAUCCCUGCAGACUCCUGGCUCCAAGAUCAUGACCUUUCACCCUUCCAUGGAGGAGUUUAAGGACUUCAGCCGUUACAUCGCCUACAUGGAGUCACAAGGAGCUCACCGAGCUGGAAUGGCUAAGGUUAUUUCACCCAAAGACUGGAAGCCCAGACGUACCUAUGAUGACAUAGAUGACCUGGUGAUCCCUGCUCCUAUACAGCAAGUGGUGACUGGCCAGUCCGGUCUCUUCACACAGUACAACAUCCAAAAGAAACCCAUGACCGUCCGAGAGUUCCGCAAGACUGCCAACACAGACAAGUUCUGUAACCCCCGAUAUGUGGAUUUUGAUGAGCUGGAGAGAAAGUUUUGGAAGAACCUGACUUUUAACCCCCCUCUCUAUGGAGCGGAUGUCAACGGAACACUCUAUGAUCCAGACGUGACAGAGUGGAACAUUGGUCAUCUGAACACUAUCCUGGACACUGUUGAGAGGGAGAGUGGGAUCAAGAUCAAAGGGGUAAACACUCCUUACCUGUAUUUUGGCAUGUGGAAGAGUACCUUCGCCUGGCACACUGAAGACAUGGAUCUCUACAGCAUCAACUACCUUCACUUUGGAGAGCCCAAGUCCUGGUAUGUUGUUCCCCCUGAACAUGGCAAGAGACUGGAGCGUCUCGCUAAAGGGUUUUUCCCUGGGAGUGCUCAGAGCUGUGAAGCUUUCCUGCGGCACAAGAUGACUCUAAUCUCACCCUCCAUCCUGAAGAAAUACGGCAUACCAUUUGAGAAGAUCACCCAGGAGGCAGGCCAGUUCAUAGUGACCUUCCCUUUUGGCUACCAUGCUGGUUUCAACCACGGCUUCAACUGUGCAGAGUCCACUAACUUUGCCACACAGCGAUGGAUCGAUUAUGGCAAAAUAGCCACACUGUGCUCAUGCCGUAAAGACAUGGUGAAGAUCUCCAUGGAUGUGUUUGUGAGGAAGUUCCAACCAGAUCGCUACAAGGCAUGGAAGGCAGGGAAGGACAACAUUCCUAUUGACCACUCCAAGCCCACGCCAGAGGCUGCUGAGUUCCUGACGGGAGAGAAGACAGGGGAGCCUGGAAAGGAGGGUCCAAGCCCCAGCGAGGCCCCUGACCAGGAGGAGGAUACCACAGGCACCACUGCUCAGGAGGAGACGAGCAAGCUGAAGGUUGGGAAAAAGCGCCAGCGGGAAGCAGUUGUGGAGGCAGAGGAGGAUGAAGACACUGAGCAAGCUAAGGAGGAAGGAGAGGUAGCGCAAAAGAAAGUCAAGCUGGAUCAGUGGAGUGGAGGACACACCCCAGCACGCAAAGAGCCAAAGCCAGAGGACGUUAAAAAUGAGCUAACAAAGCUACCACCCAACGCAAAGACCAACCGAAACACAAACGCCAGCCGAAAGCUAGCACUUCAGAUGAAAGCCAAUAACUCUAUUAAAUCCACUCUAAUUAAGUCUCAGCCACAGACUAACAGUCAGUCAACCCAACCAGCAGUACCAGGCCCCUCCUCCCAGAGCUCAGAGAAGGCCGGCCCCAGUGAGGAUGUGAAGCCUCCAGCACCAGCCAACAGCCCCAGCCCUGCUCACCGACUCUUCCAGAGGACCCUGAGCCCGGCAGACGUGCUGCAUGUCCACAGCUACGCCAAGGGAGACUACAGCGAGGGAGAGAGCAAGGAGAUGAGGAGCGAUAGUAGUGAUAGUGAAGGAGAGGAACAGGACGACAGCAAGGGGGCAGAAGAGGGAGCGGAGGAUGAAGGUGUGCAAAGCAAACUGGGGAAGCUGCCUCGCCAUCACCCUCUGAUGAAGGACAGCAUGAGUGACGAGGAGCUGCCAGAGCAGCCCCCAGUAGAGGAGGAUGGGUUAGAGGGGGGAGAGCUGUGGGCCAAGCCCUUCGUCCACCUGUGGCAGAACAGACCCCCCAGCCUGAAGAGAGAGAAGGAGUACAACCGUCGCAUGGGCCUCCAGGCCCCAUACUGCUCCGUAUGCUCAUUGUUCCAGACCUAUCAGCGGACGGAGUGUGCUGAUGACUGUAAGAACACUCCAGUGGUGUUGCCUGGAGGCAGACUGAGGACUAAGCCUCUGAUUGCUGAGAUGUGUUUCACUACCACCACCGAGCCAGAGGAGGGUGCUGAGGAGCAGGCGCUUGGAGCCCUGGCGCCCACCACCCCUCACCUGGAGCCAGACGGCACCAGCCUGCUCAUCAGCUGCUCCCACUGCAGUGUCCGCAUACACACCAGCUGUUAUGGCGUGGAUCCAAAGAUUGUUACUAAGGACUGGAAGUGUGCUCGCUGUAAGGCCAACGCCAUGACUGAGAGUUGCUGUUUGUGUUCGCUGAGGGGUGGAGCCUUGCAGAAAGCCAACAACAACAAGUGGGUCCAUGUGCUGUGUGCAGUAGCAGUGUUGGAGGCUCGCUUUGUGAACAUCACUGAGAGAAGCCCUGUGGAUCUGAGUGGGAUUCCUCUACAGAGGUUUAAACUGAAAUGUUACUACUGUAAGAAGCGGAUGAAGAAGACGUCCGGGUGCUGUGUGCAGUGUUCCCAUGGCCGCUGUUCUACGGCCUACCACCCUACCUGUGCCCAGGCCGCUGGGGUCCUCAUGCAGCCAGACGAGUGGCCUUUCGUGGUCUACGUCACCUGCUGCCGGCACAAGGGCCCUAUUCAGACAGAGCGUAACAAAGCAGCAAUGCAUGAGCUCACCGUGGGACAGAGGGUGAUCUGUAAGCACAAAAAUGGCCGCUACUAUCAGUGUGACGUGGUGCAGCUUUCCAAGGAGACGUUCUAUGAGGUCAACUUUGAUGACGGUUCCUUCAGCGACAACCUCUUUCCCGAGGACAUCGUGAGCCGGAAUUGUGCCCAGCUAGGCCCCCCACCGCAGGGGGAGGUGGUGCAGGUCCGGUGGACAGAUGGUCUAGUCUACGGGGCCAAGUUUGUGGCUGCUCACGUCAUCCAAAUGUACCAGGUGGAGUUUGAAGACGGGUCACAACUAACAGCCAAGAGAGAUGAUGUCUAUACCCUGGAUGAGGAGCUGCCCAAGAGAGUCAAGUCAAGACUGUCCAAGGCGUCAGACAUGCGUUUCGAUGGUAUAUUUGAGGACAAGGAGGCCAUCCAGCAGUCGAAGAGGCAGAGAGUGAUCAACUCACGGUACAGAGGGGACUACAUUGAACCUGUGAUCUACAGAGCCAUCAUGGAGUAGCCUGCCGACUACAGCAUGGAGUAGCCUACUCUACCAACAAAUCACCAGCACUGAUAUUCCUUAUCCAGACUUCUGCUCACUUUACCUUAAUUUAUCCACUGAGUGAGUAAGUAGCUCUGACUAAAGGACUGAAAAUAACUGUCCAACCCCUAGUUUAGACUAUUUGUCUUUUUCUUCAAUUCAUCCCUUCAUCAUUCCAGCAUUAGACACUGGUUUCCCAGACACUGUUUAAGCCUUGUCCUGGACCAAAAAUAUCUUUCCAGAACUAGGCUUGAUCUGUGUCUAGGAAACCUGUCCCUAUGGUUAUUACCAUCCAUGUCACGUUUUAUGCUACCCAGUGCCCAGUAGCAGUAAUUUGUGUAUUGAAUGAAGUGAUAUUGGCCCUUGAUUUUUGCUCCCAAACAAGAUUUAGCUUUCUAAUAAUAAUAAUAAUAACAAUUCACUCAAUAUAAUUCAUUGGUAGGAAGGAUUUCCUCAAGGGAGUGAAGCAGACACAAAAGUUAUUGCCACUCAUCCUCAUAAACACUGACUCAAUAUUUGACAGAAUGUUGCCAGUUGUUAUUUUAAGUACAUAUGUAUAUAUUUUCCUAUGUAUACUGAACAAAAAUAUUAACACAACAUGCAACAAGUUCAAUGAGUUACAGU
Salvelinus sp. IW2-2015 is the source of this 4104-nucleotide messenger RNA. Its product is annotated as lysine-specific demethylase 4A. Gene Ontology annotation, biological process: chromatin remodeling; regulation of gene expression. Lineage: Eukaryota; Metazoa; Chordata; Actinopteri; Salmoniformes; Salmonidae. Gene Ontology annotation, molecular function: histone H3K36 demethylase activity; histone H3K9 demethylase activity. The record is from RefSeq and is a predicted model, not a curated record. Gene Ontology annotation, cellular component: chromatin; nucleus.